This is a messenger RNA of Ruditapes philippinarum (Manila clam), 5241 nucleotides long. RefSeq names its product mucin-2-like. Lineage: Eukaryota; Metazoa; Mollusca; Bivalvia; Venerida; Veneridae. The record is from RefSeq and is a predicted model, not a curated record. The transcript has 9 exons. Gene Ontology annotation, molecular function: protein binding. Bases 227 to 4279 code for a protein of 1350 amino acids.
UAUUUGUGAUGUUUACAGUACGAAUAAAUAAUACGACCUGACACGAGUGAACUAGUGUUUAUUCCUGAAUUUGUGCCAACCUAAGUAUGCAUUAUAGAUGUUGUAUGGAAUGAUAGGACUGUUUCCUGUCAUUAUGAGGAGACGAUAAAGAUUUACUUUCUUGUAACGUACACUUAACAAUUCUAUAUCAUCUAAUGUUUUCAUAUGUUAGUGAUUUGUUUGAAAUAUGAAAUACAAAAUGGACAAAAGAUCAACUUGCUAUAGAAAAUUUGACGUUGGUGUUUGGAUGAAAAUUGCAUUGUGUUGUGUUGUUUGGACAUAUCUCAUAGAUCUAGCAUAUUCCGGAUGUCUAUAUUCGCUUCCAGAAGAUCAAGUUGCUUAUAUGUGUAUAGACAGUGAAGCGUCAGGCCAAACUGUUUAUAUCGAUACAACAAAAGCAAAAGCAACAGAUAAUUCAUCCGGGCCUCUCUGUAUCUGCAAUGCUACGAUAUCUAAUGCAAAAUUUGUGAAUGUCAGUGUUCAGGAAAACAUUGCAACAUGUGGUUCCAAACUCAAAUUUGACUUUACAAACAAACAAGUUGAGUCAGAUGAGAACAAGUGCCGGUCAAAAAAGGAAUUGGUCCAAAUAGCAAAUCAACAAGAAGUGAGAUUGUCGCUUGAGAAAAUAAAAACACCGUACAGUGUUGAUUUCUGUACAAAAAUAGAAAUAGAACUGUGUGCCAAUCCAGAUGAUUACCAGUGCGACAGUAAUGCUGAGUGUAUUGCCAAAACAAACGAAUGCGACAAUUUUCCUGAUUGCAUUGAUUCUGACGAUGAAGAUCCAAAGAAAUGUCAAAACGCUAUGUGCUCGGAGGCAUUAAAACCUUGCAAAAAUGGAGCCCAAUGUUUUUCUGAUGCGGAGAGAUGUGAUAAUGUGUCUAAAUGUGAUGAUGGUACUGAUGAAGAAGGCUGCUUUCUUGACCAGGCAGUGUUUGAAACAUGGACGGAAGCACAACGUACAGACCCCAUUAUAAGAAUCCAAUGUUAUGAAAGUACAAGGUUUUCGACAACAACGACCACUACCACGACAUCCACUUCUUCUACGACGACUCCCACGACGACUAACACACCUUCAAUAAUAACAACAACAAUGGCGCAAACAUCGACUACUACAACAACAACAACAACACACUCAACAACCCCAGCAACAACAACAAUAACUACAAUGGAAACAUCAACAACACAAACAACGCCUACAACAAGGUCUAUUACUACUGACGAUUUUACUAAUGAUACAAUUCUCAACAUCGAAGAGUUACCAACUCGACGCAACUUUAUACAAACGACAAUAGAAACACGUGUAAACAGUACCCAGAAAGAAAACACUAAUAGAGAUGAAGAAAUUUUAACCACGACAACCGCGAUCCCGCAGACAACUACCAGGACAACAUCUACAACACUGUCAACAUCAACAACUUCAGUAGCACCAACAGCAAUGCCUCAGGCAACAGCAACAACUACAGUAGCAACAACAAAAACAGUGCCAACAUCAACAACGCAGUCGACAAGUUUUAUUGCUACUGGCGGUAUAACGAACGAUAUAAUGUUUAACAGCAUAGAGUUAACGACGGAACGCAACUUUGAACAAUCAACAGCUCAAGCUAGUGUUAACAAUACUAAACAGGACUACAUUGAUAAAAGUAUUUCAACCACGGCUAUCCCGACCACAACGACGAGCACAAAUAAAACAACAAUGGCGCCAAUAACGACUACAAAAAUAACAAGACAGUCAACAUCAACAACUUCAGCAGCAGCAUCAACAACAAAUUCUCAGACAACACUAAUGACAACAACCUUUGAACAAACAACAAAAGAAGCACGAGUAAACAGUUACCAGCAAGAAUACACUAAUAAAGAUAAUGAUAUUGUCACUGCGAUUACAACGACCCCGCCCACAACGGCUACUACAACUACAACAACAACACCGUCAACAUCAACUACUUCAGAAGCACCAACAACAACACCUCAGACGCCGCCAACAACAACAACAACAAAAGCAACAAGGGAAACAGUACCAGCAACGUCUUCAUUAAUUUCUAUUACAUCCGAUGUUAUAACGAAUGAUACAAUGCUUAACAACAAAGGUUUAACAACGGAAGGUAACUUGAAACAAACAACAGUACAAACACGUGUAAACAGUACUCGGCAAGAAUACAGUAAUAAAGGGAAAGAUAUUUUAACCACAACCACAACAUCUCCGCCCACAUCGACAACAACAACAACAACAUUGUCACCCACUACAACUGCAAAAACAACAAGUCAGUCAACCUCAACAACUUCAGCAGCAUCAACAACAAGUCCUCAGACGCCAACAACAACAAUAGCAACAACAGAAACUGUACCAACAACGCUUUCAAUAAUUUCUAUUACUACUGAUGGUAUUGUGAAUGAUAAAAUGCUAAACAGCAAAGAGUUAACGACCCAACGCAAUUUUGAACAAACAACAGCACAAACACGUGUAAACAGUACUCAACAAGAAUACAAUAGUCAAGACAAAGAUAUUUUAACAACAACUACAAGUACCCCGCCCACGACGGCUACAGCAACAACAACAACACCUUCAACAUCAACUACUUCAGAAGCACCAACAACAAUGCCUCAGACGCCAAAAACAACAACAAAAGCAACAACGGAAACAGUACCAGCAACGUCUUCAGUUAUUUCUAUUACAUCCGAUGUUAUAACGAAUGAUACAAUGUCAAACAGCAAAGGUUUAACAACGGAACGCAACAUUAAACAACCAACAGUACAAACACGUAUGAACAGUACUCAACAAGAAUACAGUAAUCAAGACAAAAAUAUUUUAAGCACAACAUCCCCGCCAACAUCGAUUACUACUACAACAACAACACCGUCAACAUCAAUUACUUCAGAUGCACUAACAACAAUGCCUCAGACAACAACAACAACAAAAGCAACAACAAAAACAGUACCAGCAACGUCUUCAGUUAUUUCUAUUACAUCCGAUAGAAUAACGAAUGAUACAAUGCUAAACAACAAAGGUUUAACAACGGAACGUAACUUUAAACAAACAACAGUACAAACACGUAUGAACAGUACUCAGCAAGAAUACACUAAUAAAGGUAAAGAUAUUUUAACCUCAACAUCCCCGCCCACAUCGACUACCUCUACAACAACAACAAUGGCACCCACAACAACUGCAAAAACAACAAGUCAGUCAACCUCAACAACUUCAGCAGCGCCAACCACAAGUCCUCAGACGCCAACAACAACAACAAAAGCAACAAUGAAAACAAUACCAACAACGCUUUCAAUAAUUUCUAUUACUACUGAUGGUAUUGUGAAUGAUAAAAUGCUGAACAGCAAAGAGUUAACGACCCAACGCAAUUUUGAACAAACAACAGGACAAGCACAUGCAAACAGUACUCAACAAGAAUAUUUAAAUAAAGAUAAAGAAAUUUUAACUGAAAAUACAACAUACCCGCCCGCAACGACUUCUAUAACAACAACAAUCGCAUCAACAACGACUGCAAAAACAACAACACAGUUAACCUCAGUUACUUCAGCAGCAUCAACAACAAGUUCUCAGACAACAAUAAUGACAACAACAACAACAACAACUGGAAAAGCAGCAACGAAUAAAACAUCAACACCAACAAUGUCUUCGACAAGUUCUAUUACUAUAGAUGGUAUGACAAAUGAUAAAAUGUUACAUAGCAAAGAGUUAACAACCCAACGCAACUUUAAACAAACAACAACAAUGUUACAUGCAAACACCGAAGAAGACGCCUAUAAUAAAGAUGAAGAUAUUGUAACCACCAUUACCACGAACCCGCACUCAACCAGUUCCACUUCUUUAACAACAACAAUGAUGCCGCAAACAACAACAACACAGUCAACAUCAACAUCCCUAGCAGCAACUAUAGCUCAGACUAUAAAAGCAAAAGUAACAACGAAAACAACACCAACAACGUUUUCGACAGGUCAUUUUACAACAGACGGUGUUACAGAUGAUGAAAUGCUACACAAAGAGUUAACGAUUAAACGCAAUUUUAAACAAACAACAGUAACAGCACAUGCAAACGGCACACCACAAGAAGGCAUUGCAAAAGAUGAAGAGACCACACCAAAAUAUCCUUAUAUUGAUGGCAUUGUAGUUGGUAUAUUAGUCCUGGCAGCUGUUACAACAUGCAUUGUUUUAGCAGCAGUGAGACAUAAAAAGAAAAGGUCUGAUUCCUGGGACGUACCCAACGACUUAAUAAUUGUGGAUUUCUGGUAAAGAUUCCGAGAAAGAACUCGAACCGCUCAACUCUGACUAUUUACAUGUAUGACAAUGUGUGCUUGUUCAGUGAGCUUAGUAAUUAAAAAAUGACAUCGUUUCUUUUUCCUUCAACCACGGUAACGUGACGAUAGAGAUAGAGAUACUUGAAUUUCUUUGACUUACAUGUAGCUGAAUUGACUAGUUUAAUUUUAGCUUAUUGUUUCAAUGUGUCGUUUGGAAAGGCGGGAAAUAUUGUUGAACAGAUGAGUGUACAGUUUAAGUCUGAAACUGAUAAUUAAAUUAUUUUCAGGCAACUUUGGAUAUUAUUCUAUGUUAUAAUAUAUGUACAAGUUUGGCAUAUGUCACCAGUGCUACAUGGUCGUUUAGAUAUCACACAUUGGCAUUCUAGUGCACAUGUUUGUUCUUCUUUGUUUUGUGUAAACAUAAUUAUUUAAAUCGAUUUUAGCAGGUCUAAAUACCUGAAUAUUGUUGACUCUUAUGCAUUGGCUAAACUCAGAUUAUCAUCUCAAUUUAUUUUUAGAAACAGCUAGUACACAUAAAAGUAUUGAUAUACGCGCGUGACCGAAAAUGUUUUAUUUGUAACAAUUAUGACAUCGAAGAUGAAUAUCACUUUGUGUUGAUAUGCUCUUUGUAUGAUUCUCUUAGAAAACAGUAUAUAUAUCCAACUUGUUUGCAAGAAACCCUAGCAUGUUUAUUUUUUAGAAUAAGGAAGUCAGUGUUAACAAGCUUAGCUAUGUAUUGUAAUAAAGCAUUAAGAUUUGAUUCAUUGAAUGCCAGGUAAUAUAUUAGACCACCCCUGCUGUAAUGUUUAAAGUUAUUAAAGGUUUGUAUGUAUAACAUGUGUUGUAUAUUACACUCUCACUAAUUUAUUUACUGAUAUGCGUUAUCAUGCAUGUAUAUAUCGUUGUAUAUGAAGAUGAGCUGUAUAUGCUUAAUUAAUUCAAAAUAAAAUGUGUUCU